Molecule: messenger RNA, 933 nt
Organism: Suillus fuscotomentosus
Lineage: Eukaryota; Fungi; Basidiomycota; Agaricomycetes; Boletales; Suillaceae
Exons: 1
Coding region: 1-933 (310 amino acids)
Source: RefSeq, a predicted model, not a curated record
AUGCCACCCACAUCAUAUAUUCACCCUAUCCCCCAGCCCACUCAUCUCCGGUUAGUAUACUCUGUAUGCGCCAGAUACCCCCUCCAUCCCACAACGCUCUUCCGGCUCAUCUGUAUCAUCCAUCUCACCUUCACCUCUAUCACGCAGCGGACAUCCGGCUCAUCUGUAUCAUCCAUCUCGCCUUCACCUCUCGCACACCAGACGCCCGGCUCAUCUGUAUCAUCCAUCUCACCUUCACCUCUGUCCCACAAUGCUCUUCCGGCUCAUCUGUAUCAUCCAUACCGGCAAAUAUUUCCAUUGUCCACCGGGUGGAAUAUCAUGAGGCCCACCUGUCUCCAUUUCACCUGGGACCCCCAGCCCACUCGUCUUCCAUUAUACCCCAUACCCCCGGCUCACUUGUCUUCCAUUAUACCCCAUACCCCCGGCUCACUUGUCUUCCAUUGUGCUUCACAUACCGGCCCACUCAUCUUCCAUUGUGCUUCACAUACCGGCCCACUCGUCUCCAUUGCACCCGGUACCACCGGCCCACUCAUCUUCCAUUGUGCUUCACAUACCGGCCCACUCAUCUCCAUUGCACCUGGUACCACCGGCCCACUCGUCUUCCAUUGUGCUUCACAUACCGGCCCACUCGUCUCCAUUGCACCCUUACCCCCGGCCCACUCAUCUUCAAUUGUACUUCUCAUCCCAGCCCACCCGUCUCUAUUGUACUUUGCAUACCGGCCCACCCGUCUCCAUUGCACCCCAUACCCCCGGCCCACUCGUCUUCAAUUGUACUUCUCAUCCCAGCCCACCCGUCUCUAUUGUACUUCGCAUACCGGCCCACCCGUCUCCAUUGCACUUCAUACCCCCGGCCCACUCGUCCCCAUCAUACCCAUCUCCCUGGCCCACUCAUUUACAUUGCACACCAUUCAGCCGGCCCACUCGUCUCUAUAG